AUGGCAAUGAGGAACUAUUACGAUAAGACGCACAUUCGCAAAUGGUUCAGCCCCGGUGACCACGUUUAUCUACGCCUGGACAACGGCUAUAACAUCCAAGCUAACCAGGGCGGUCCGGCCAGUCGGAGUGUUAGGGUGGUCAAGUGGGCCGAAGUGGAGAAGCAACUACGUAAAUGGUGUAAUCUGCUUCGUAUAGGCAAGAAGAUCACAAUCGAAAUUGCCUUCACUUACAGGGAAGACGAUAGCAAUUAUAUACCUCCAUCAAGAAAAGUUGAAAAAAGAGGCCGUGUGUCCGCAACCAGCAGAAUGUUAGCUGAACGUGAGGCACAUAUUGUGGCGGAGGAAGAGUCUGACUGGUGCUGGGAGGACCCCAGAGACAAGAAACAUUACAAGCUCAGGGCACCUCAUCUAGAACGACUUAUCGAUUAUGUCAAUGAUGGUGGUAUCCUAGAUGGUCAUGACGACGUUCCGGGUGAAAUUCGUCGAGACCUAGCCCUGGAGAGCCAGACAGCAAGAAAGUCGAAAAAAGCGGAUGCAUCAACAACGGAACCACCAUAUCAUCCGACCAUUAUCAAUGUCUUGCCAACACAGAACAGUAGUGCUCCUAUGGUCACUUCAUACCUACCUAGACCGUUAUCUGAGGAGCGGUUGAUAAUCGCCGGGCCUCGUGAGACAGCCGUUAGAGAAUACUGCAAAUGGCUGGAGUCACGCGCCACUGAGGAGGCGUACAAAGCUGAUUUCCGUAAGAUUUGCCAGCGCGACAUAAAUGAAUGGGCAACUGCGAUAAAAUCAAACGCACAUCUUGAUCCGGCCGCUGAAUAA
This is a messenger RNA of Penicillium samsonianum, 822 nucleotides long. RefSeq lists its product as uncharacterized. The coding region runs from base 1 to 822 and encodes 273 amino acids. The record is from RefSeq and is a predicted model, not a curated record. Lineage: Eukaryota; Fungi; Ascomycota; Eurotiomycetes; Eurotiales; Aspergillaceae. The transcript has 2 exons.